UAAAACAAAUGCCCUUGGAUUUUGAAGCCAGUUUGGAAAUUCAUAGGAAUUUCUCUGGUUAGGGAAUAGGGAGUUUGAGGUGAAUGAGUGAACUGUAAAGAAUGGCGAAUAUUGCGAAGGAGCCCAGCACGGCGCCAGACCCCGAGAAAUGGUAUCCUUUCACGCUCGGCUCUUCUCUCGCCGCUAACUCCAACACCAAAUUCUGCUCCCUCAGAUAUGAAUUUAAGCCUGCGUCUAUUGACUUAACCAGGCCGGGGUCCCUCCAGAAAAGCAAGGAGAACAAGGUUACCGUGGAGUUUAAUAAUAACCAGCCUGGAAAGCCGAAUUGUUCGUUUCAGGGCAGUGUUGAGGAUUGUAAAGACUUGGACGCCGUUCUCUUUUUUGACGGGCAGAAUUUCAGGCUAGAGCGCCUGCACAAGGCCGUCAAAUCCCUCAGGUACGUUAGAGAGCCCGGUGAGUCAGCAGCCGCCGCCACGUCAGCACCGGCGGCGUCUACAGCUGGUAAUGGCUUUGCUGCAACGGCUGCAGAGGCCCGGUCGCCUCCGGCUAGGGUUUCCAAGGGUGCAGCCAUUAGGACUACGCUCAAUUCUGCACCUGUUGCUAUUGAGCGAAUUGACAUUGGCGAGCCCGAGAAUACAAGCCCAGCUGGGAAGAAAAAUGGCAAGAGAACAGCAGAUGAAAUGAGUGCACCAUCACCUCUUUUAGCAUCUCCUGAAGAAAAAAGUAAUGAUGAAGAGGAACAUGUGGAUGUGGAUGAUGAUGAAGAUGUUGUGCAAGUAAACCAUGAGAUGUUGAGUGAUACCCAUGAGGCUAAUGUGAACAUUGAUGACAAUGUAUCUAAUGGUAGUGACAGUGAUGAUGAGAUUGCUGAUGUAGAUCUUAGCGAUGAUGAGGCUGAUAAAGGGCCAAAUGCUGCUGAAGCCUUGAGAGCUCAAGUUGAUGCUGAGCAGAAUGAGAAACAGCAAACCUCUAGUUCAAGUGGGACUAGCAGUGGAAGCAGUGGCAGUGGCACUGCUAGUAGCAGCAGUGACAGUGAAGGCAGUGAUGAUGAUUCAGCUAGCUCAGGUGGAGAUAACUGAAUGUUGGAAAUGGUUCUAAAUCAUUAUGCAUGUAUUGGAUAGCAUACUUAGAAAGAUGUCCUUAAAGAUAGAGUUUAUUCGGUCUAGAGUGCUGCCAACAUCAAAAUUCCACUUAAGUGCCCAUAAUUAUAGUAUCAUGAUGGUGGGAAAAAAUCAAAAUUCAAAAUAAUAAGAGUUAUGUAGACUUACAGAGAUUCGAUGAAGAAUUUGAAGAUUUAGCGAAUAAAUUAAGUGGAACUACACUCUUCAAUCUGUAGGAAAAUAAAUGCUGGCCUGCUUCCUCCUAGCCAGUUGAAGUGACUUGUUGGGUGUUAAAUGCUAUAUCUCUGGUGGCCAACCAAAGAUAUCAGGGAAGUACUACUUUUCUCCAAAAUUUUGUUACCAUUUAAACUAUGAAUUGGAGAAACCUGAAAUGUUGGGAGUGAAGUUUAAUUGCAUGGUCACUAGAAAACUGCACAACUGUUCUAGCAACUAUGCUAAAGAGAGCAAUAGCAACAUUGCAUUUGUGUAUAUUUAUAUUAGCGUACACCCUUCUACUAACUAUAUAGAAAUCAUUUUUUACUUUCAA
Molecule: messenger RNA, 1647 nt
Organism: Cryptomeria japonica (Japanese cedar)
Lineage: Eukaryota; Viridiplantae; Streptophyta; Pinopsida; Cupressales; Cupressaceae
Exons: 4
Coding region: 102-1079 (325 amino acids)
Biological process (GO): regulation of transcription elongation by RNA polymerase II; positive regulation of DNA-templated transcription
Cellular component (GO): super elongation complex
Molecular function (GO): transcription elongation factor activity
Source: RefSeq, a predicted model, not a curated record